This is a messenger RNA of Ascochyta rabiei, 1485 nucleotides long. RefSeq names its product Nem1-Spo7 phosphatase regulatory subunit. The transcript has a single exon. NCBI's taxonomy places the organism in Eukaryota, Fungi, Ascomycota, Dothideomycetes, Pleosporales, Didymellaceae. Gene Ontology annotation, molecular function: protein phosphatase regulator activity; phosphoprotein phosphatase activity. The record is from RefSeq and is a predicted model, not a curated record. Gene Ontology annotation, cellular component: Nem1-Spo7 phosphatase complex. The coding region runs from base 1 to 1485 and encodes 494 amino acids. Gene Ontology annotation, biological process: nuclear envelope organization.
AUGUCGACGCUCGACCAGAUCGUAAAGGGGGCGCCGGCGUCCAACACGUCUGUCGACGCCGUAGCAGCCUCAGCCUACGCACACCCCCCACCGCACACGGCUACCCUCCACCAUCCUCUCCCCCACCACGUCAUCGACGUCAAGAGCAAGACGCCGCGCGCGCCCACCCUCAGCCUCAGCGACCCCACGUCCCUGCUGCCGAGCUCGCCGCCGCAGAUCUACCUCAACCUCCUCAUCCUCGAGGCCAGCCUGCGCAGCCAGUACCUCACCCUGCGCGCCCGCCGGCGGCAGAACACGUUCGUCCUGACCCUGCUGGCGCUGUGGAUCGCCUUCUUCUUCUACCUGCUCUGGCUGCGCCCGCGCGAAGACGGCAAGGGCAUAGGCGGCUCCCAGUACUGGCUGCUCGACAUGCUGCAGAAGGUCGGCUUCAUCACCGGCGUCGUCACCGCCCUGCUCUUCUGGGCCACGGGGCAGUGGGAGCGCGGCGUGCGCUGGCCUCGGCGCUGGAUCGGCGUUGCGAACCGCGGGCUCCGCGGCAUGAACGCCAAGAUCGUCGUCAUCCGCGGUCCGUGGUGGCACGAGCUGGUGGAAUGGGCGCGCUUCAUCGUGCCCUUCUCCGGCGGCCUGUGGGGCGGCGAGCAGGGCGGGAGCUCGUACCACUUCAUCAACGUCGUGCAGGAGAAGAGCCACGCCCUCGAUACCGGCCGUCCUCGACAACGCAUCGUCGAGGACGGCAAAGAGUACGCCGAGGAAGACAUUGCCCCGGGCGGCGACCACAUCAAGCUGCUCCUCCUCCCGAAGCCCUUCACCCCCGACUUCCGCCAGAACUGGGAAAUGUACCGCACAGAGUACUGGGAGCGCGAGAACGAGCGCCGCCAGGAGCUCCGGAAGCGCGUGCGCGCCCGCCAACGCGAGAUUGCGCGCGAGGAAGGCGGACUCCUGUGGUGGACGGGCUGGCGGGGCUGGAAGCGCGCGAGAGGCUUCCCCAGCCGGUCUUCAGACGUGGAGAAGAGCGGACACGCACACACGCAUUCACACAGUCUCAGCGCGAGCAACUCGCGCCGCCGCCGACCCAGCACGUUGCAGCAUGGAAGAGACGGAAGCCACUCGCGCAGUUCCUCGCGCAGCACCACCCCGGGACCAGACGAUGACCGUUUCCGCCCGCUCGAAACCCGCGAGAGACGGUGGAGCACCAGCACAGCGGGCAGCACGCGCUCAGCCUCCAACGCACGCAGCAAAACCAUCACACAAGGCAACGCGGCAUCGGCGCGGCAGCCCCAGGUGCGGCCGGGGCUGCCAGCCAACGGCGGUAGCGGUGGUAGGCCGGGCACGCGAACGAGCAUGCUCAGCAACGCCUCGAGCCUGAGCGAGCUAGACGACGGCGGCUACGAGGCUACCAAUGAAAGCAAGCCACGGCCGCAGAUCAGGCGGAAAGGGAGUCGAGAGAGCGGGAGCGGGAGUGGGAAGGAAGCCGCGAGCGCGUAG